Molecule: messenger RNA, 5179 nt
Organism: Brienomyrus brachyistius
Lineage: Eukaryota; Metazoa; Chordata; Actinopteri; Osteoglossiformes; Mormyridae
Product: solute carrier family 12 member 6-like
Exons: 24
Coding region: 471-3974 (1167 amino acids)
Biological process (GO): potassium ion homeostasis; chloride ion homeostasis; chloride transmembrane transport
Cellular component (GO): membrane
Molecular function (GO): potassium:chloride symporter activity
Source: RefSeq, a predicted model, not a curated record
CGGCGCGCUCGCAUGGAUACCGAGCUGCUCGGUGGCGCGCACGCAGCAGCUCAACGGACACUGUGAGCGGCGACUGGACGCGCCUAGGAUUCGCUGGAACCAACAAGAGCAAUGAAAAUGCGGACACUGGGAGCAUAAGGCGCUAGUAGGAACCACUGGCACCUUAAUUUUGCAAAACCUGCAGGUUAAUCUAACACUCUGAUAGAAUGUUGAACGAAACCAUGACGGAGGAAGUACUAAUUUAUCCUCUUAGGAGUAUCUGCAGCUGUUAACUGCAAUGCAUCAGUACCACUUCAGUGCUAGCAUAUGCUGAACUAAAAUUCCACUCAAAAAGUAGUUAAUAAUUACACUUUUAUCCAUCAGAAUGAAGAGCCGCAAAUGCACAUGUAGUUAUAUGCCAGCAGAGAGAUUUAAAUUAGUGUGAAAAGAACCUUUGCAAAAUCAUCCAGACACACUGCCACCUAAUAGCAAUGACUUCAGUACGGUUUACUGUGACGCCGACCAAAGCAGAGGACAUCCCGGGCUUGUCGGACACAUCGCCAGAUGUGAGCUCUAGAUCAAGUGGCCGUGUGCGUUUUGGAUCCCGGGAGAGUGUGAGCCGCAGCGAGCCCCCGAGCGAAGCCUCUGGUGCAGUCACCACCUCCGUGGGAACCGCAGGGGCUGAUACACCUGACCGGAGCAACAUUGAGCAAGAUGGCCAUGGAAAGCUGUCCAAUGUGUAUAUCAAUAACUCUCACAGUGUGGAUGACGAUGACUUUUACGAUAGGAACUUGGCUCUGUUUGAGGAGGAGAUGGACACCCGGCCAAAGGUGUCGUCACUUCUCAGUCGUCUGGCCAACUACACUAACCUGACACAGGGGGCCAAGGAGCACGAGGAGGCCGAGAGCAUCGGUGAGGAGAGGAAACCCAGCAAGGUGCCUUUUCCCCGCCUUUUCCCGCUUGCAGACCUCGGUCCUUCUCCCGGCCUUGACUCUCUGUCUCUCAACCAGGCCCCUCAGAUGGGUACCUUCAUGGGCGUCUACCUGCCGUGUCUGCAGAACAUAUUUGGCGUCAUCCUGUUCCUGAGACUCACCUGGGUGGUGGGAACUGCAGGGGUGCUGCAGGCACUCUGCAUCGUCUUCAUCUGCUGCAGCUGCACCAUGUUGACCGCCAUCUCUAUGAGUGCUAUAGCUACUAAUGGGGUGGUACCUGCGGGGGGGUCCUACUUUAUGAUCUCUCGAUCCCUGGGUCCAGAGUUUGGGGGGGCGGUGGGGCUGUGCUUCUACCUGGGAACCACCUUCUCCGGGGCCAUGUACAUCCUGGGCGCCAUCGAAAUCCUUCUGAUGUAUAUCACACCUUCUGCAGCCAUAUUCCAUGAUGAGGAUGGGGAUGGGGCGGCCAGGUUGAACAACAUGCGAGUAUAUGGUUCCAUUUUUCUACUGCUGUUGUCUACCCUGGUCUUCGUGGGCGUCAAGUAUGUCAACAAGCUGGCGUCCAUCUUCCUGGCCUGUGUUGUUGUGUCCAUCUUGUCUAUCUACACCGGCUCUCUGGUCUCCGCCUUUGGCCCACGGGGCUCUGAUGUAUGCUUCUUGGGAAACCGCACCCUAUCAGCCCACGCCUUCCCCGAUGGGCACUGUGCAAAGAAACGGGUGCAGGACAGCCUGAUGCCGAAUGAGACAACCAUGAGUCUAGGCCCAGCGGAGAACACAACUGACCUGUGGGCCAACUUCUGCAAGGGUCCAGAGCUCGAUGCCCCCUGCGAUGAGUUCUUUGCCCACAGCAACACAACCACACAGUCCAGCAUCCCCGGGCUCGCUAGUGGCAUUAUUUCUGACAACCUAUGGAGUUCUUACCUCAGCAAAGGGGAGGUGCUUGAGAAGGCAUCGAUCCCCUCUCCCAGCAUUCCGCACCCAGUGACCAAUCAGAAUCUUUAUGUCAUUGCUGACAUCACCACGUCUUUUACUGUAUUGGUGGGAAUAUUCUUUCCUUCUGUCACAGGCAUCAUGGCUGGCUCCAACCGGUCUGGGGAUCUGAAGGAUGCCCAACGAUCUAUUCCUAUCGGCACAAUUCUGGCCAUACUUACCACCUCCCUUGUCUAUCUGAGCAGUGUGGUCCUUUUUGGAGCAUGCAUUGAAGGAGUGGUCCUUAGAGACAAAUUUGGGGAGUCAGUGCAAGGAAAAUUGGUAGUUGGCACUCUUGCCUGGCCUUCUCCCUGGAUCAUUGUGAUUGGCUCCUUUUUCUCCACAUGUGGUGCCGGCCUCCAGUCACUGACUGGGGCGCCUCGCCUACUGCAGGCCAUCGCUAAGGACAACAUAAUUCCCUUCCUGAGGGUGUUCGGCCAUGGAAAGGCGAAUGGUGAACCUACAUGGGCUCUACUUCUGACAGCGCUGAUAGCUGAACUGGGCAUCCUCAUCGCUUCACUGGACCUUGUUGCCCCCAUUUUGUCAAUGUUCUUUUUAAUGUGUUAUUUGUUUGUGAACCUGGCCUGUGCUGUACAGACCCUGCUGCGGACACCCAACUGGAGACCACGCUUCUCUUACUACCACUGGACCCUCUCAUUUUUGGGCAUGAUGAUCUGCCUUGCCCUGAUGUUCAUAUCAUCGUGGUACUAUGCCAUUGUCGCCAUGGUGAUUGCUGGCAUGAUCUACAAGUACAUUGAGUACCACGGGGCUGAAAAGGAAUGGGGGGAUGGGAUAAGAGGCCUGUCUCUCAGUGCAGCUAGAUACGCCCUCCUUAGGCUGGAGGAGGGACCACCACACACUAAGAACUGGAGGCCCCAGCUGUUAGUGCUGCUGAAGCUGGAUGAGGAUGCCCAUGUCAAGUCCCCACAUCUUCUCACCUUCGCCUCUCAGCUCAAAGCUGGGAAGGGCCUUACAAUUGUGGGCACUGUCAUCUCUGGGAACUUCCUCCACUGCUACGGGGAGGCACUUGCAGCCGAACAGACACUGAAGAACUUGAUGGAGCAGGAGCGGGUGAAGGGCUUCUGCCAGUGUAUCAUAUCCCAGAAGCCACGCGAGGGCAUCAGUCAUAUGAUACAAUCCAGCGGCCUGGGCGGCAUGCGCCCCAACACGGUGGUGAUGGGCUGGCCACAUGCCUGGAGGCAGAGCGAGGACCCUCAGUCCUGGAAGACCUUCAUUAACACUGUGCGUGUGACCACAGCGGGCCGCCUAGCACUGCUGGUGCCCAAGAACAUCUCGCUCUUCCCCACGAACAGCGAGUGCUGCACCGAAGGCACCAUCGACGUCUGGUGGAUCGUCCAUGAUGGCGGCAUGCUCAUGCUACUGCCCUUCCUGUUGCGACAGCACAAGGUGUGGAAGAAGUGUGGCAUGCGAAUCUUCACAGUUGCCCAGAUGGAGGACAACUCCAUCCAGAUGAAGAAGGACCUGGCGACAUUCUUGUACCACCUCCGCAUCGAGGCAGAGGUGGAGGUGGUAGAGAUGCAUGACAGUGACAUCAGUGCCUACACCUAUGAGCGCACGCUCAUGAUGGAGCAACGGUCCCAGAUGCUCAGGCAGAUGAGGCUUUCCAAGUCAGACAGAGAGCGGGAGGCCCAGCUGGUAAAGGACAGGAAUUCCAUGCUGCGCCUCACCAGCAUCGGCUCCGACGAUGAUGACGACACAGAUGGGGGACUGGAGAGGCCUGGGGGUGGGUCAGCAUCUGAGCACCGGCGGGUCCACAUGACAUGGACUAAGGAGCGGGCGCUACAAGUCCAAGCCCAGUCUGGCUGUAACACUCCUGAGGGGUUCCGAGACAUGCUGAACAUCCGACCGGACCACUCGAAUGUCCGGCGCAUGCAUACUGCUGUCAGGCUCAAUGAAGUCAUCGUCAACAAGUCCCAUGAUGCUCGGCUGGUUCUGCUUAACAUGCCAGGGCCUCCUAAAAACACAAACGGUGAUGAGAACUACAUGGAGUUUCUGGAGGUGCUGACAGAAGGUCUUGAGCGUGUCUUGUUGGUCAGAGGGGGAGGAAGCGAGGUCAUCACUAUCUACUCCUGAUGAUGCCACAAUGAAUGGCAAAGCAACACUUGGUCUCCCUAAAGGUGAUGGUGAGGAGGAAGAAUGUGGCCCUUUUUUCAGAUGCCAGACAAAAAGUCAUUGGCUGGGUUCCUGGGAGUCCCCCUCUCUACAAAACAGGGUCUUUAUUUUUUUUUUACAUUGAAACAUAGUACUACAUAAAGAACCCACUUAAAUGUUUGUCAAUGUAUUGUCUGUCUGUUUCGGAUUACUUUCAUCUGGGACCCCUCACAAAUUAGUGGAUCUGUUAUAGUGGACCAUUGAAUAGACCACGAUUUGCAGAAUGUCUUAAAGACAACUACAUUAAUCAUGGCUAAUGGUAGCAUACUGUUAGAGCUGGCGUGGAGUGGCACACAGUGGAAGACUAAUGGGCAUUCAGGGGAUUAAGGGGAUUCAUGCAACAAAGCAACAUGAACCCCUGCCAUCAGUCUAUGCAUAAAUCCACUUUACUGUUGCACGUUCCACUGAGGGUGUUUGCAUCAGGAAAUGAAUGUGGUGUGUGUCCAUCCAUGCAUUUGCCUUGUUUCCUGAGUGUGUUCAGUCAUUGUAGCUGACCCCCCCCCACCCCACACUCUAUAUUCAACUACAAUCUCUUGACAAAAAGGUUAUAUUUUAAUUGUGAUAUAUCUUCUCGCUGGAGGCAAUUUGGUUAAAAACUGCUGUAACUGCUGCUCUUGUCCAUUAGUCCUGCUGUAUCUCACUCCCUGAAUUGUCCACCAGGGGGCAAUAUGUCUAUAAACCCUGCUGUGACUAACUCUGCUGCUUCCACCAUUCUGGCUCUUGCAUGAAACAGAGCAAAAGAUCAAUCUGAUCUUCAGCCGAAGGAUGUUCAUGUUGCGCUGUCUGAAACCAUGCGCUUGAGCCCUGGGCUCUGCCCAUAUCUCUGUUUAGCCUGCUGAGUGACCAGGUUCCAGGUGCCACUUGCUUCCUGCCUUGGCUAAAGAGACACACUAUCCAGUGUCUCCCAGCUCUGAUCCCGAUAGUGAUCACAGUGUUACCCCCCAAAGUUUUGGGGUGAACGGAAGGUGUUUUUUUCCACAGUGAUUUAAUGUGCAGGAAUUGUACUUUUGUCCUCCACUUUUGAUGUAUAUAAACAUUUAAAAAAUUCAGGUUUUAUCUUUUUUUUAAUUACUAGAAUCAAAAAGUUCAAAGAAUGGCAAUAAAACCAGUUUUUGAAAAAAGCACAA